AAUAUUGCAUCCGUAUACAUUCUCUUCCGUUAUCGUGAAAACCUUCUGUCUGCUCUGAGGAAGACUAUUCGUGGUCUCGUCCUUACCUAUUUUGAGGACAUGCAAUCACGCCAACUUCUUGACUGGUUGCAGAUGCAAUUUGAAUGUUGCGGUAUCGAUGAAUUCCAUCGUGAUUGGUUCACUGGUAGCCAGAUCUCGUCGGCUGAUAAUAAAACUAUCACUGCCCUUGGCUAUAGGGCGAACAUUUGGGUACCAGACAGUUGUUGCUGGGUGGAGUAUAAUGCAAAGAGCAGUCAUGCAGCCCCUCCCAACGAUUGCGGUCUCGGUACUGCGCGAAAACCACGAAGUCCUGCGGAGGAAGGCUUGCCUUUUCUGGUUGGUCUGAGGGCUGCUAAUCUUUGGUAUGCACGAGUGAACAAUGAAGCGUGUCAUGAACAGAUAUACACGCGGUUGAACAAGGCUUCAAUGUAUGGGCUUGUCAUCAUCUACCUGACUGAUAGCAUGAGCUGGAUCCUAAAUUUUCUAUCCGUUUUUGUAUGA
Messenger RNA from Protopolystoma xenopodis, 540 nucleotides. NCBI's taxonomy places the organism in Eukaryota, Metazoa, Platyhelminthes, Monogenea, Polystomatidea, Polystomatidae. The record is from the annotation of a GenBank genome assembly.